This is a messenger RNA of Lytechinus variegatus (green sea urchin), 1783 nucleotides long. Its product is annotated as solute carrier family 35 member G1-like. Gene Ontology annotation, cellular component: membrane. The coding region runs from base 325 to 1434 and encodes 369 amino acids. The transcript has a single exon. NCBI's taxonomy places the organism in Eukaryota, Metazoa, Echinodermata, Echinoidea, Temnopleuroida, Toxopneustidae. The record is from RefSeq and is a predicted model, not a curated record.
UUGAUGCCAGCUUCAAUCUUUCUUCGGACGCGGUGCAUAACAGUUUUCAUGAAAGGAGGUUUGGAUUACCUAAGUGCACUGCACACCUCACUGAAUCAGUUUAGUUCAUUAACCUGGAAGGAGGCCAACCUACCAAAAUAGUGAGAGGGAUCCUUCACCCCCGCCUUCACCUUAACUCAAGAGUGCUCCGUGAGUGUGCACUGAAAUGCAACAGCAGGAACUUUCGUCUCCUCAUCGAAGGGACUGGGCCAAAUAUUAUUUCUUCUGAUAGCAAAGUAGUUUGUGCAAGAAGUUGGCAAUCGGAUUUCUGUCUCGAGUUACACGAUGAUGGCGAGAAUGGAAGUCAAAGAAAAGAACGACGUGGAAAGUCCGUCCUCCCGCCAUUAUGAGCUGGAGGAAAAGGAUUUACCAACAGCGAAGCCACUGAUUCAAUCUUCAGAGAAAAAUCGUCUUUCCGAGACAGAAGGCAUCGAGGCAGAUACAUUGGUGUCUACUUGUUCACGAUUAUGUAAAACCAUUGCAAGACACAAAGGACUCAUCUGGGCAUUUUUCUCUGCUUUAGCAGCUUCCUUGACAUCACUGGUCUUUAAACUGCUAUCAGGUCGUGUCUCAAUAAACCAGAUUGUUGCCUUCCGGUCUGGGUUUUUCAUCCUGAUGGCGAUACCAGCUCUAGUCUGGCAUAAAAUCUCAUUGAACAUGCCUGUCAAGAUCUGGAUGAUUUUGUCCUUACGUGGUUUCAUUGGAGCUGUGAGCACGACCUGCUAUUUUUACGCCUAUCAAUAUCUGGACAUCUCCACGGCCAAGGCCGUCACGUACAGCUCUCCUUUAUUUACAGCAUUAUUCGCAUGUUUAUGUGUCAAAGAGAGAUGCAAUGUUCCAACGGUAUUCUUCUCCUUAACCACAAUAGUCGCUGUCGUACUUGUGGUGCAGCCAUCGUUUAUUUUCGGCCGAGGGGGUGUCUCACCGAUUGGAACCGUUAUCGCUUUAGGCGCGUCGAAUGCCAUAGCCUUCUCCCUCAUCCUUCUCCGGCUGCUCGGAAGAUACAAGAUCCAUGCCCAGGUCGUUAUUUUGGUGUUCGGAUGCGUUGGCGUAGUGGUAUCACCCAUCAUGACAAGCGCCCUCAACGAGUGGUCCAACCCUCACUGUGGGACUGAUCGUCUUCUUGUUCUCUGUAUUUGUAUCCUGAGCUAUUCUGAGUGGAUGAUGGUGACAGUUGCGUUGCAAACCGACAAGGCAGCCUACGUGGCAGUCAUAAGAGCAAGUGACGUCUUCAUGACGUUUGCCUUUGACAUGAUAUUCUUUGGUUUAUCACCGAAUGUCUUGACGAUCGUUGGAGCCCUUGGUGUGGUGGCGAGCUCAUUGGGAAUGACGUUGUAUGCCCAUUUCACAUACAAAAACGAAGAAGUUGAUCAUGAGAGUAAUAGCACCAUGUAAAUUAAAAUUCAUCUUCGAGAUACAGCUGUAUAAUCUCUAAACUCUUUCUUCCUAUCCUGACAAGUGUCGAGAAUCUUGCCUUUAAAGUUUAAAUAUUAUUCAUUACGCGCAAACGCUGCUCAGAAAAGCGUCCUCAUCUACUUGUCCUCUAUGAGAGACAGAUUCAGAACCCUCCAAACUCUUAUGUUCAAAAUUGCACACUAUGAAGGGCAUUUCAUAAAACUGCAAAAUGAUUUAUGCAAAAUGUAAAUAUAUGCAAUGCAGAAUGCGAUGCAAAUAUUUAUGGCUCUAUUACCCAUUAACGUCUGUCCAUCUGACAAGUACAAGUAAACCAAGGUUUUCUUCCUUA